UUGGAUCAAUCCAAUCCGAGCUCUCUAGACCCUCAGAGGUAAACAAAAAACUGAGAAAUGGAAGUGGAGGGAUCAUCGAAGAAGAUGAUAGCGACGCAGGAGGAGAUGGUGGAGGCGAGGGUGCCCAUUCCCUACAGAGACCAGUGCGCGCACCUGCUGAUCCCGCUCAACAAAUGCAGACAGGCGGAGUUCUACCUGCCAUGGAAAUGCGAAGUCGAGCGCCACGCCUACGAGAAGUGCGAGUACGAGCUUGUAAUGGAGAGAAUGCUCAAAAUGCAGAAGAUCCGGGAGGAGGAGGCCAAGUUGAAACAGGCCCAGAAGCAAGGCGGCGCAAUUCCUCUUAUACCUAAACCCGCCCAUGCUUGAUCACUUGCACAGAUCUUCCUGCUUCUAUGGAAGCUUUGUUAAACCAGUCGGGCAGAAGCUUUGCUGUCUAUGGAUGGAAGUAAUGGGAACCAUUUUGAACUGUUUGUGGACAAUUGUAACGAAUCAUUAUUAUCUUUUCUUGUUUUUUAUGACUGCCAACUUUGUUUGCAGAAUAAAAUGGCUAAGCAAAGUUUGACAUGAUCAUUCACAUGUAGAAGUGGUAUCUGAACUACAUAAUGACUGAUGGCCAUAACAAAAAUUGAUAAUUGUCUAUGAGUUGUUUUUGUUGGAUAAAAUUAGUUGUGUAGC
Molecule: messenger RNA, 675 nt
Organism: Rubroshorea leprosula
Lineage: Eukaryota; Viridiplantae; Streptophyta; Magnoliopsida; Malvales; Dipterocarpaceae
Source: the annotation of a GenBank genome assembly